UCUUGCGGAGCAGUCCUCUCCGACUCGCAGCAACCGAAUCAAAGAUUCAGAGCUUUUCUCUCUUCUGCUUUCGAAUCAAUGGCCAAGGAAGCUUACGCCGCACGAAACCCAGAUGAGGUUCACAUAGACGUGCUCUCCAAUGCCAGACAAGCUUGCUAUAAGGCUCGGGACGCUUUCUAUGCGUGUGUGGAGAAAGAAUCGGACAAGAAGCAGACCGAAAUCGCAUCGAAGGGCCUGUUGUACGCAGCAGAAUGCAAAGCUUCGAGGGAGGAGUUUGUCAAACACUGCCGUACUUCUUGGGUGAAGCAUUUUGAUGCGCUCUACUGCAAGAACAAGAGUCUGAAGAGGCUUUUGGAUGAUAAGGAUUCGAGGAGAGGUCCGUUGUCACUUCCACAGCCUUACACUUUCAAGCCUACCACCACUGGGGUAUAAAGCUUGACUUGGCCCCUGAAGACUGAAGGAAUCAUCCUGAUCGGUUCCUGGGUUCUUGUUCAAUUCAUUAUCCGGUGGGAGGCGGAGAUCUAUACUGGUUUUGAGGCUUGCAGAGGGGUGGUACCACUUUUGGAAGUCGUCAGUUUUUGGUGUCCAUUUAUGUUUGAAUAAGAAACAUUGGAGAAGAAAGGUGUCUAUACCUGCCGAAAUGUGCUUUUCGCACAAUUUUAUUUUGUAUUAAUUUGAAUGCUUACGUAGUUGUAAUACUUCCCUGUGGUUCUUAAGUUUGAUGUUCUUUACACACCUAAGACAUCUAGGCAAUCGGAAGAAUGAAAUAGGUAGCAUGUGGUCAAUCCCGGUGUUCUGAUCGAAGGUAGCCAUGGAGAGAAUGUAGAGAAUUUCAGAGCUUAGUCAAUAUGAGAAGCUGAGGAUUUUCGGAGCCAAAACAGUCAGUAAACUGGUUAUGAUAAGAAAACUUCAAUUUGUUUA
Pyrus x bretschneideri (Chinese white pear) is the source of this 921-nucleotide messenger RNA. RefSeq names its product cytochrome c oxidase subunit 6B-like protein new16. NCBI's taxonomy places the organism in Eukaryota, Viridiplantae, Streptophyta, Magnoliopsida, Rosales, Rosaceae. The transcript is spliced from 4 exons. The coding region runs from base 79 to 432 and encodes 117 amino acids. Gene Ontology annotation, cellular component: mitochondrion; respiratory chain complex IV. The record is from RefSeq and is a predicted model, not a curated record.